AAAUCUCUACGUGUAGAGAGACGAAGGCCCACGAGGUAACAGCUUAUAGAGAGAGAGAGAGAGAGAGAGAGAGAGAGAGAAAGAGAGGGGAUUUCAAAAGUUUUUAUAGAGAGAGGUGUGUACAUAAGCCUUCACAAUAAACUGGUUCAGAGAGAGAGAGAGAGGGUUCGUAGUGGACGCUCGGUGAUUCUGAGGAAUUCGAACGUUGUUUUGGUUUGUUCAAAGUAUUAGCUGAUUUUCGUUUUCUCUGCAAUCUGCAUUGGUUCUUUUCUCGAUGAGCUGAAGAUCAGAGCCCUGUUUUGCUACUUUCGAAUUUCAAUGGCUGCCCCAGAUAAUAUAAUUGUAGGCUCUCAUGUGUGGGUUGAAGAUCCUGUUUUGGCAUGGAUUGAUGGUGAAGUAACCCAGAUCAAAGGCCGUGAGGUUCACGUUAAUACAACAAAUGGAAAAACGGUUGUAACGAGUAUUCUGAAAGUUUUUCCCAAGGACACUGAAGCUCCACAGGGAGGUGUCGAUGACAUGACAAAGCUGUCUUAUUUGCAUGAACCUGGCGUUUUGCAAAACUUGGCCACUAGAUAUGAACUCAAUGAAAUAUAUACAUACACUGGUAAUAUCUUGAUCGCAAUUAAUCCAUUUCAAAGAUUGCCUCAUCUGUAUGAUACUCACAUGAUGGAACAAUAUAAGGGAGCUGCAUUUGGGGAGCUAAGCCCUCAUGUUUUUGCUGUUGGUGAUGCUGCAUACAGGGCGAUGGUUAAUGAAGGAAAAAACAAUUCAAUUCUGGUUAGCGGAGAGAGUGGUGCUGGUAAAACUGAGACAACUAAAAUGCUAAUGAGGUAUCUUGCAUUCUUGGGUGGAAGAUCCGGAGUUGAAGGAAGAACUGUGGAACAACAAGUUCUGGAGUCCAACCCUGUUCUCGAAGCCUUUGGCAAUGCGAAAACAGUUAGGAACAACAACUCAAGUCGUUUUGGUAAAUUUGUUGAAAUACAAUUUGACAAGAAUGGAAGGAUAUCUGGGGCAGCAAUUAGAACUUAUCUGCUUGAAAGGUCUCGUGUUUGUCAAAUAUCUGAUCCAGAGAGGAACUAUCAUUGCUUUUACCUUCUUUGUGCUGCACCAUCAGAGGACAUUGAGAAAUAUAAAUUGGGGAAGCCUCAAUCCUAUCAUUAUUUGAAUCAAUCAAAUUGUUACAAAUUAGAUGGUGUAAAUGAUGCACAUGAAUAUCUUGCAACCAGAAGAGCGAUGGAUAUAGUUGGAAUUAGCGACCAAGAGCAGGAGGCAAUUUUCAGGGUUGUUGCUGCAAUUCUUCAUCUUGGUAAUGUUAAUUUUUCAAAAGGAAAAGAGAUAGAUUCCUCAGUCAUCAAGGACGAGAAAUCAAGAUUCCAUCUCAAUAUGACAGCAGAACUUCUUAGGUGUGAUUCCCAAAGCCUGGAAGAUGCCCUCAUUAAACGUGUGAUGGUCACACCUGAGGAGGUUAUCACAAGAACCCUUGAUCCUGAAAAUGCAGUUGCUAGCAGGGAUGCUCUGGCCAAGACAAUAUAUUCUUGUUUAUUUGACUGGCUCGUGGACAAAAUUAACAUCUCAAUUGGACAAGAUCCAAACUCAAAAUCCAUCAUUGGAGUACUUGAUAUCUAUGGUUUUGAAAGUUUUAAGUGCAACAGUCGUACUGAUUUUUCUAUAGCACACUAUGCAGGAGAGGUAACUUAUCAAGCCAAUCAGUCUGACAAAAAUAAAGACUAUGUUGUCGCCGAACAUCAGGCUCUCUUGACUGCCUCAAAAUGCUCCUUUGUGUCAAGUCUCUUUCCCCCACUUCCUGAAGAAUCAUCGAAGUCGUCUAAAUUUUCUUCUAUUGGGUCGCGAUUUAAGUUACAACUUCAAUCUCUGAUGGAGACAUUGAGUGAUACAAAACCUCACUACAUCAGAUGUGUGAAGCCAAAUAAUGUUCUAAAACCUGCCAUUUUUGAGAACUUCAACAUCAUUCAGCAACUGCGUUGUGGAGGCGUUCUUGAAGCAAUUAGGAUCAGCUGUGCUGGAUAUCCUACCAGACGGACUUUCUAUGAUUUUCUUAGCCGUUUCGGUCUACUUGCUCCAGAUCUCUUGGAAGGAAACUACGAUGAUACGGUUGCAACUCAGAUGAUUCUUGAUAAUAGGGGACUGAAAGGGUACCAGAUUGGAAAGACAAAGGUUUUCUUGAGAGCAGGUCAAAUGGCUGAGUUGGACGCUAGGAGGGCAGAGGUGCUUGGAAAUGCAGCCAGAACAAUUCAACGGCAAAUCCAUACAUACUUUGCUCGCAAGUUGUUUAUCUCGUUACGCAAGGCUGCAAUUACGCUACAAUCUCAUCUACGAGGUGAAAUGGCACGGAAAGUGUAUGAGCAGUUGCAGUGUGAAACAGCAGCCCUAAAGAUCCAGAAGAAUUUCCGCCAGUAUAUUGUCAGGAAAUCCUAUUUGCUAGUAAUGUCAUCUGCAAUUAUAUUGCAGACAAGCUUGAGGGCAAUGACUGCACGAAAUGAAUUUAUGUUCAGGAAGCAAACUAAAGCUGCCGUCAUUAUCCAGGCUUACUGGCGUUGUCACAAAGCUUAUGUUUACUAUAGGAGUCUUCAGAAGGCAAUAAUAGUCUCUCAAUGUGGCUGGAGAUCCAGAGUUGCUAGAAGAGAGCUUAGAAAGCUUAAAAUGGCUGCAAGGGAAACUGGGGCUCUUAAAGAAGCCAAGGAUAAGCUUGAAAAGCGUGUUGAGGAACUUACAUGGCGAUUGCAGUUUGAAAAACGAUUAAGGAUUGAUCUUGAAGAGGCAAAAGCCCUAGAAAUUGUUAAGUUGCAGGAUGCAUUGCAUGUGAUGCAAUUACAAGUCCAAGAAGCUAGUGCUAUGGUUCUCAAAGAACGAGAGGCGGCUAGAAAAGCAAUUGAAGAAGCACCUCCAGUCAUCAAAGAAAUCCCUGUGAUUGUUCAAGAUACAGAAAAGAUCAAUUCAUUAACAAAUGAAAUGGAAAGGCUGAAGGCUGUUCUCCUAUCAGAAAUCCAAAAAGGAGAGGAGACAAAGCAGGCUUACGCUGAUGCUCAGGUCCAGAACAGGGAAUUGGCUAGGAAGCUUGAAGAAGCAGAGAAGAAAGCUGAUCAACUUCAAGACUCUGUAGAGAGGCUAGAAGAGAAAGUUUCUAAUUUGGAAUCCGAGAAUCAGGUAAUCCGUCAACAAGCACUUGCCAUAUCACCAACUCGCAGCGCUUUAACUGCAAGACCAAAGACAACAAUUAUUCAGAGAAUCCCAGAGAAUGGAAAUAUUCUGAAUGAAGAUAUAAAGAAAGUAUUGGUAUGGGUAACAUAUUGCUUCUAGCACAUCAUAUUUUCAUAAAAAAGAAAAGAAUGCAGCCAUUUGUUGCACUUUUCUGAAUACUUGUUGUGUAUUCCUCAGGAACAAGAAACCGAGAAUAAGGCCCAGAAAUCUCUUAAUGAGAAGCAGCAGGAGAAUCAAGAGCUGCUACUCAAGUGCGUUUCACAAGAUUUAGGAUUCUCUGGGGGCAAGCCCGUUGCUGCGUGCCUGAUAUACAAAUGUCUUCUACACUGGAGAUCAUUUGAAGUUGAAAGAACUAAUAUUUUUGAUCGUGUAGUUCAAACAAUAGGUGCUGCAAUUGAGGUCCAGGAUAAUAAUGAUGCAUUAUCCUACUGGUUAUCAAAUUUAUCCACAUUACUGGUGUUACUUCAACGUACACUUAAAGCUAGUGGAACCACAAGCUUAACUCCACAAAGGCGAAGGUCAACAUCAGCUUCUUUGUUUGGAAGAAUGUCUCAGGGGCUUCGAGCUUCUCCUCAGAGUACUGGGUUCUCGUUUCUCAGCGGGCGUAUGCUUGGUGGACUGGAUGACCUAAGGCAAGUUGAGGCCAAAUAUCCAGCUUUGCUUUUCAAGCAGCAACUCACAGCUUUCCUUGAGAAAAUAUAUGGAAUGAUAAGAGACAAUUUGAAAAAGGAGAUAUCUCCAUUGCUUGGAUUGUGCAUCCAGGCUCCUAGGACUUCCCGUGCUGGUUUAGUAAAGGGACGUUCUCAUGCUAAUUCAACAGCUCAGCAAGCUCUAAUUGCUCAUUGGCAAAGCAUUGUGCAAUCCCUAAAUAAUUGCUUGAAGAUAAUGAGAGCCAACUUUGUUCCUUCAUUCCUAGUUCGUAAGAUGUACAGUCAGAUAUUUUCAUUUAUCAAUGUUCAGUUGUUUAAUAGCCUCCUUUUGCGGCGUGAAUGUUGCUCAUUUAGCAAUGGGGAGUAUGUAAAAGCUGGGCUUGCUGAAUUGGAACAAUGGUGCCAUGAUGCAACUGAAGAGUUUGCAGGCUCAGCCUGGGAUGAGUUAAAGCAUAUUAGGCAGGCAGUUGGUUUCCUGGUCAUACACCAGAAGCCUAAGAAGACCUUGAGAGAGAUAACAAAUUAUCUUUGCCCUGUGCUCAGCAUACAACAACUCUACAGGAUCAGUACAAUGUACUGGGAUGAUAAAUAUGGCACGCAUAGUGUAUCUGCUGAUGUGAUUUCAGCUAUGAGAGUUAUGAUGACAGAAAAUACAAACAAUGCAGUAAGCACUUCAUUUUUGUUGGAUGAUGAUUCAAGCAUUCCGUUUUCAUUGGAUGAUGUCUCCAAGUCAAUGGAACCACUGGAGGUAAUUGAUAUCGAUCCUCCGCCAUUGAUCCGCGAAAACUCAGGUUUUAUAUUCUUAUUACAGCGCUCAGAAUGAGAACAAGAGGAUGAAUGUUAGCAUCAUUUGUUGCAAUCCAUCUCCAAUCUUUGCCCCUCCAAGAUGGAUAUUCUGCAAUACUUGUGCGUGUAUAUGUCAAUUGUGCUACCUCACUUUGUACUUAUAAUUUGCAUACAAUCCUAGGAUUGGGAAUAAGUAAUUGUGGUGGUUGGUGGUUUAGAUUUAUCUAUGAUUCUAGUUUCUAUAAUGUCUCGGGGAAGGAGUAUUAGGGCCAUGUAAUUCUCCAUCCUCUUAGUUAAAUUAUUUACAGGUGCAGCCUUAUUCGCUAGGCUCAUAGAGGUUAUAUUGUAAAGAAGAAGUUUGGUAUAGUGAUCCAUGAUGAAGUUCAAAUAUUUGUGCA
Molecule: messenger RNA, 5053 nt
Organism: Carica papaya (papaya)
Lineage: Eukaryota; Viridiplantae; Streptophyta; Magnoliopsida; Brassicales; Caricaceae
Source: RefSeq, a predicted model, not a curated record